CAGCCCACAUGGUGCGUGGAAGUGUUCCUCCACCUCCAGUCUGCUCCGCCUCUCCCGGCUCGACUGCGCCGCCGCCGCCUGGCUGACCGCGCCUCCCGUUCCGGCCGUUCGCGUUCGAUUCCCCAUCCCAUCUGGCCCUCUCGAACCCUAGAAUCCCAGUCCACGGACGAGGGCAGCCGGCGGCACCGCGGCGGGCCUGUUGCUUUCUGCUCCUCGCCGCCGAGCUGCGCUGCUGAAGCGGCCGUGUGCACGCGCACCGGGAGGCGCGGAGCCGCCAAACCGCCGCGGGCUGCUGCGCCUGCACGUCUACGACGACGUGGCCGCAGGCGAGGAGGAGACGACAGCCUAGCAGCCGAACCAACAGCAGAGAAGGUUUCAGUGUUGGACAACAGUUUUCCAUAUCCUCCAAUCGCUUGCCUGCAGUGACAGAUCCACUUUGCCCCAUUUCUUACUUGUGGACUCCAUUGUCUUUAAUGAGCACAGCUUCCCGAAUAUUUUUUGGGAAAUCAAAACCCUUCUACAUUGCAAAAAGCUCUUUCCCUGAAAACAAAUGUAUCCCACGUCUCUCCCAUUGCCAUAUUCCCCUCUUACUCUCUCGUGCAAUUGUUUCAGGUCUUUUCCUCAAGCCACCCCUUGUCCAUUCCAUCCUCCGAUCUCUCUCCUUGGGGCCUGUCCCAUCUCUAUCCCUCUCCUUCCUCUCCCUGCUCCGCCACUCUGGAUAUAUGACCCUCGAUAACUAUUCCCUCAACAUUGCUCUCUUUGCCACUGCCCGCCUCCCAUCUGUUUCUGUUGGUGGCCAGCUUCAUUCCCUUUCUGUCAAACUUGGCUUGGUUUCUGAUACAUUUGUCCUUAAUUCCCUUAUCAACAUGUACUCAUCAUGUAGCUAUCCAGCUACUGCAAGGCUAGUUCUUGAUUCUGCUCCCCAAGGAGCUUGUGAUGUGGUUUCUUGGAACACAAUAAUUUCUGGAUACCUACGAGCCGGGAUGCCUAAUAAAGCAUUGCAGGCUUUUGGUGAAAUGGCCAAGGAGCAAGUUAGGCUGGAUGAUGUCACACUGCUGAAUGCGCUCGUUGCAUCUGCCAGGACAAGCACAGUGAAGGUUGGGAGACUGUGCCAUGCUUUAGUUGUGGUGAAUGGGGUUGGAAUUAACUGUCAUAUGGGAUCCUCUCUGAUUAGUAUGUAUGCUAAGUGUGGACUGGCUGAAGAUGCCCGCAAGGUGUUUGAUGGAAUGCACGAGAGAAAUGUGGUUUGCUGGACAUCAAUGAUUUCUGGGUACACACAGUUGGGUAAGUUUAAAGAGGCCGUUGAGCUUUUUAGGGACAUGCAAAUUUCUGGAAUGAAGGCUGAUGAUGCGACAAUUGCUACUGUUGUGUCGUCAUGUGCCCAAAUGGGAGCACUUGACUUGGGAUGUUAUGUUCAUGCUUAUUGUGAUAUUCAUGGUUUAGGAAAGGAGCUUUCUGUGAAGAAUUCACUUAUUGAUAUGUACUCAAAGUGUGGGGAUAUCAAAAAGGCUUAUGAGAUAUUCAGUGGAUUGACCAAGCGCGAUGUGUUUUCUUGGACAGCAAUGAUAAUGGGCUUUGCUGUUAAUGGCCUCUGUGGCAAAGCACUAGAUUUGUUUGCUCAGAUGGAAGGAGAGGGUGAGGUUAUACCAAGUGAGAUCACUUUCUUGGGUGUCCUUACUUCUUGUAGCCAUGGAGGGUUACUGGAAGAAGGGUACCAUCACUUUCAGCGUAUGUCCACGGUCUACAAUCUUGCACCAAGGAUCGAACACUAUGGAUGCAUGGUUGAUCUAUUGGGCCGUGCAAAACUAUUGGCAGAGGCAUCACAGUUUAUUAAAGAGAUGCCUAUUGCUCCAGAUGUGGUAGUAUGGCGGUCGUUGUUGUUUGCCUGCAGAGCUUGUGGAGAGGUAGGACUUGCAGAAUAUGUAGCAGAAAGGAUCCUAGAAUUGGAGCCAAAAAAGUGUGCAGGACAUGUUUUACUUUCUAAUGUCUAUGCUACCACAUCAAGGUGGGUUGAUGUGAAUAAGUUGCGGACACCAAUGGAUGGUAUCAGGAUGAGUAAGCAGCCGGGUUGCUCUUUCAUUGAAGUGGACGGAUGUGUGCAUGAGUUCUUUGCAGGAGAUGAAUCACACCUUGAGACAGAAGCUAUAUACAAUAUUCUUUUGGGGAUCAAUGAGCUAUUAGUAGCAGAGUCCUUUGUCAUAUGAAAGUUAAGAUACUUUUGUGGCAACUAGAUAGACAGAUUUCAAAUGUACCAUGCUAUGAUUUUAUAUGAUGGAGUGGAAAAAUGCUUAUACUUUUUUAUU
This is a messenger RNA of Panicum hallii, 2303 nucleotides long. RefSeq names its product DNA polymerase zeta processivity subunit. Gene Ontology annotation, biological process: RNA modification. Gene Ontology annotation, cellular component: zeta DNA polymerase complex. The transcript has 2 exons. The coding region runs from base 474 to 2204 and encodes 576 amino acids. Gene Ontology annotation, molecular function: protein binding; RNA binding. Lineage: Eukaryota; Viridiplantae; Streptophyta; Magnoliopsida; Poales; Poaceae. The record is from RefSeq and is a predicted model, not a curated record.